Molecule: messenger RNA, 1264 nt
Organism: Oncorhynchus gorbuscha (pink salmon)
Lineage: Eukaryota; Metazoa; Chordata; Actinopteri; Salmoniformes; Salmonidae
Product: ras-related protein Rab-39B-like
Exons: 2
Coding region: 417-1067 (216 amino acids)
Biological process (GO): Rab protein signal transduction
Cellular component (GO): Golgi membrane
Molecular function (GO): GTP binding; GTPase activity
Source: RefSeq, a predicted model, not a curated record
CAGUUUGAGAGUCGGAUAACAGCGUGCCUUAUCAUGUGCUAUCUAACUAUAUUAAUUACGCUUUAUAGGCCUCAUCAUACACGUAAGAUUCAUACUUUCUUUAUCGAAAUGACGCUUUGUAGCAUUGGGCCAUAGGCUAGACUAAAUUAAAAUAAAGCAAUAGAAUUGUCAUAACAUAAAGUGACGUUGUUUUCUUUUUAUGGUGGUGUUCUGAAGCAAUAGGCCCUAUAAUAAAUCCCGUGCAUAGGUAGCCUAUCACAUGACUGCAGCACUAUCGCCCUUUUGCUCGCUGGCACUCUCAUCUCUGUCUGACCAGAAGGCAGUAGGCAGCAGCAGUCACUGGCUUUGUAAACACAACGUGCUGCGCUGCUUUGUUUCGGAACCGCCACCAUUCUGGGUCUAUCUCUAGCCAUGCCAUGGAUAUUUUGUGGCAAUAUCAAUUCAGGAUAAUUUUGCUAGGAGACUCGACCGUAGGGAAAUCAUCUUUGCUGAAGCGGUUUACAGAUGGAAUUUACAGCGAUGUAGCGGAUCCAACGGUCGGUGUUGAUUUUUAUGCCCGUUCGCUAGACAUCGAGCCAGGGAUUAAAAUCAAGCUUCAACUGUGGGACACGGCUGGACAGGAACGAUUUAGGUCCAUCACCACUUCCUACUACCGUAACUCAGUGGGCGGGCUCCUCGUGUUUGACCUGACCAAUCACAAGACCUUCGACCACGUGAGGGAGUGGCACAAGGAAGUGAGCGAGCACAUCCUGCCGCACAACAUGGUCUACAUCCUGAUUGGCCACAAAAGCGACCUUAACAAGGACCGGAAGGUGACGCAGGACGAGGCUGAGCAGCUGGCGGCGGAAAUGGGGAUACGCUAUGUGGAGACGUCGGCUAAGUGCAACAGCAACGUGGACCGGGCCUUCCAGCUGCUCAGCAGGGACAUCUAUGAGCUGAUGAAGAUGGGGCAGAUCACCACGAGGGACGGAUGGGAUGGGGUGAAGAGUGGCCUCACUACCAGGGUCCUGUACCCGGGCGAUGAGGACAUUGAGGUGGAGCCGAGGGAGAAGAGUUGCAACUGCUGAGAGACUGACCCUCGAUCCCUGACCUCUGACCUCAUCAAGGGUAAUGUUCAUUACGCACCAAACGGAAGAAAACGGAUUGGAACAGAGAGGGACUACCUGGAAUUGUCCAAUAAGAAACGCAAAUGUAUCUUUUUCGUUGCGAAUCGUUCUAGAACGUGUUCCGAUGCGUUCCCUAAUAAACACGACUCAUGUCUCCA